AUGAUUCAUAAUCCAUACAACCAUCCUAUAAAUGAUAAUGAUAAUGAUGAUAGCGAUGAUAACGACAUAGAUUAUAGAGAUAAUUUCAAUCCAUAUCUAUAUCAAAAUAUGACUAAUAAUAACCAUUAUACACAAAAUCAAAAUAAUUUAAUACCAUACAAUAGUGUUAGCAGUAAUGGCGAUAUAAACAAUAUUAUUAGCGCAGAUAAUUUUUCAGACUCUUCUUCUACAUUCAAUCGUUCUCCAUAUUCAAACCCGAAUAAUAAUAUAAAUACAAUUUUAACUCCUCUAUCAUCAUCAUCGACAACAACGCCACCAGAUAUUGUCACUACAGUCAACAACAAAAAUAAUGAAAACAGCGAGAAUAACGUUCCUAUUAUUAUUAUUAUGAAACCUAGACCUUGUACUGGUGGUAUAGGUUAUGUUAGUGUAGAACUAGAAAGAAAUACAAAACCAACCGCCACGUAUUUAUAUAUAUUUGUCAAGGCGAAUGGAGAAGCAGACACAUUAAUUCCACUAUAUAUUAAUAUAUAUGGCCAUCCUGAUAAUACAAGUUCUGUUAGCAAUCAUUUAUUCAACAUUAAUGUUACAUUAAAGAAUCCAAUAGUAGAAUAUAAUAAAAAUACGCGUUAUUCAAAUCCUCAUUAUCCAUUAUCUGUCAACAGACUUAUAUCAGAAAAUACUCUCCCUUUAUUAAAGAAUAUGAAUAUUAAUAAUUUUAUAGGUGGUAGAAGCGUUAAUGUUAAUAGUAUUCUGGCUGCUAGUGGUGGGGUAUCAACAAAAGUAGCAAGUGAUAAUGUGAAAAAUCAAAUUGAUUCCGUUUUUAAUUCUUUAAUGAAUUCUGAUGAUAUUUCAGAAGCACAACCUGAUGAACGAUUGAUAACUCCAUUAUAUAAACAUCAAAAACAAGCAUUAUUUUUUCUAUUGGAAAGAGAAAAAUUCAAUGAUUUUACUAAUGAGGAAACCAAUGCCUUAACUUCUUUAUGGAGAACCAGAAGAAACGCAGAUCAUUGUUUGUUAAUGCCAAAUGAUCAUCAAUUAGUAACUCCGUUAUUAACCCCUGUAACUUCUCCAAGACCACCUAUCCAUUUUCAUCGUCUUCAUUAUCAUUCUUCAUCAGCAUUAGAACAACUUGCCGAUCUAGCUAUUAAAAAUGCAAGCGAGGAAGAUGGUAAUCAUGAUAAAGAUGAUGUUGAUGCUAAUAAAAAUAGG
Molecule: messenger RNA, 1212 nt
Organism: Entrophospora sp. SA101
Lineage: Eukaryota; Fungi; Glomeromycota; Glomeromycetes; Entrophosporales; Entrophosporaceae
Source: the annotation of a GenBank genome assembly